GUGUGGGAUGACCCCUGACCAAUAGCAGCCACACAUGUCUGAGAAGGUGACCAAAGUCUUAACUAACUUGGGGAAAUCUUUAGCCACUACUCUUCAAAUAGUUUUUUCUACCCCAUUCUCUCUCCUUUAUCCUUCUGGAUCUCCAGUUACAAGUACCUUAGACUUUUUGAUAUUUACCCUUAGGUUCUCUUCCUACCCUCACCUACCUGACCCCACCCCACCCUCAGUCAUUUUUUUAUUCUCCAUCCCUUGGGUGUGAAUAAUUUCUAUUGCUUUGUCUUCGAGUUUACCGACUAUUCUGUCAUUUCCAAUAUAUGGGGAAUCCACCCAGUGAAUUUAUCUCAGACAUUUAUUUUUCACUUUUUGAAGUUAUGUUUGGUUCUGUUUUUUAAAAGAAUAUAGUUUCUGGCUUUUUGGUUUUUUGGGGUUUCAGGGGAGUGGUUUUUUGCUGAAAUCCAAGCAUGUGUGUCCUUACAUCUUUAAGCAUAGUUAAAAUAGCUGCUUUAAAAUCCUUAUGUGCUAAUUCUAGCACCUGGGUCAUCUUGGGCUUGGUCUCCCUUGGUUGCCCUUUCUCUUGAGUAUGGGUCAGUUUUUCCUGUUUCUUAUGAAUGGCAUGUAGAGACUCUGGAUUCUAUUGUGUGCCUUCAGUAGUGAGUAUUGAUGUUUGGUUGGUUUCCUUCCUUGCUUGCUUGCUUUAGGAGGCAGUUAACUUGGCUGAACUCCCAGCUUCAAACUCUGAAAUCUCAGUUAUUUUAGCUUUGGCUGGGCUGCUUGGAAUCUCACAUGUGUGUAGUUUGGGGAUCAGAGAUGUGUGCAGAAUUUAUACAUAGGAUUUGGUGCUUCUCUCCUUGCUGUGAUUUACUUACUAGGUUUUCAGCUGUUGUGGGUAUGCCAGAGUCUACCCUUUGGUUCAUUAAGCUGGUACGGCUGUAGGUUUUCUGUCUAGGUUUUAGCCACCCGAACCAGCCGAGGCCUGCUCUCUGGCUAAACGCCACUAAAAAAAAUGGAAAAUCACCCCAUGCUGUUAACCUUCUAAGUACUGACUCCUUCUCCUCCCCACCAUCUCUAUUACUGGUUAUGCCUUCUGCUUUCAUGUAGUUGUUUUUAUACUCUGUCUAGUGUUUAUAGUGUUUAUGAAAGAAAUGAUCUAGUAGGAGCCAUUCAGCCAUUACAGGAAAUGAAAUCCCUGAAACACAGUUGUACAUAUGAAAAAUUUUGUUGUUUGUGUACUUGAUGGUCUUUAUUAGAAAAGCAAGUGUGAUAAGAUUUUUUCAAAGAAUUUGGGAACUUUAUGUUUUAAUAAUGGGAUAAGUUGAAAUUUAUUUUCAUGAUUCAUCCUCUUCUAAUAAAGGUGGUCCUGAAUUAGACUGAAAAUUCAUUUAUUUGCCUCUCCCUCAAAUUGUGCAAAAAUUUCCAAAUCUAGAUCAUUUGAAAAGUGUUUUAGAAGCAAAGUAAUGUGAAGAAACCAUACAGUAAAACUUUCAUUUCAUGCAGCAAAUGUUGCAUGUUUGACCUAGGUCCUGAGGUGGGUAUAGCAGUGAAUUUCAAAGUUCUUGAUCCUGUGGAGUUACCAUUUUGCAGAUAGAUGGAAAAUAAAUAAAUAAAUAAAUAUCAGGUAUUGACACGCUAUGAAGAAAAGUAGGGUGUGAGGAUGUGAGGAGGAGACUUGUGGCUUUAUUCUUGAGAGAUUGGGCAAGGAAGCUACUGUCUCUGAGGAAGUGACAUUCCAGCAGAGAUGUUAAUGAAUUAAGAAAGGGGGCCAUGCAAGUAUCUGAGGGUAAAAUGUUCCAGGCAGAAGGAGCAGUGGUGCAAAAACCAUAAGGGAGGAAAGAGUGGCUUUUUUGAGAACUAACCAGAACCGAGGGGGCUAGAAUGGUAGAAGGUGAAGUCUGAGGGGUGGUAGUUAGCCACGGGCCUCGUGUUGUAGGACUGAGCAGGGGAUUUUGCUCUGGUUUUCUUUUCAUAAAGAUCCCUCGAUAGAAUGAGGGGCAGAGGGGGAACAGAAAAUGAAGGCAAGGGACGAAACAGUAAGAGACCUUUGCAGUGGCAGUCUGUGUGAAUUACAGUGGUGGCUUGGACAAGAGCAGUAACAGAGGUGGGAGAAAGUGGUCAGAUUCAGAAUAUUAUUUUACAGAUCCAGCCAACAAGACUUGAUGAUGGAUUAGAUCUGGGAUCUGAAAGAAGGAUCAACUGGAUGAAUGAUGGCACCAUUUACUGAGAUGAAAAAGACUGCGAAAGGAUUGGCUUGAAAGGGGGGAAAUUAAGAGUUUCCUUUUGGACAUAAAAAUGCUUGGACAGAAGAGAUGAGUACUAUUUCCACUAAGGCCUAGAAUUGCCUACUGUACAAAUAGUCCUGAUCAGGCAAUAUACGAAUGGCCCAAGGAAGCCACCAAAUUGAUUUUCAGGUUUUACAUGACCUGCGACAAAAAUUCCCUGAAGUACCUGAAGUUGUUGUAUCCAGGUGCAUGUUACAGAAUAAUAACAACCUGGAUGCCUGCUGUGCAGUUCUCUCUCAGGAGAGUACAAGGUAUCUUUAUGGUGAGGGAGACUUGAACUUCUCGGAUGACUCUGGAGUUUCUGGCCUACGCAAUCACAUGACUUCUCUCAACUUGGACUUGCAGUCGCAGAAUGUUUACCACCAUGGGAGAGAAGGACAUCGAGUGAACGGAAGCAGGACUCUGACGCACAGCAUUAGUGAUGGACAACUUCCAGGUGGUCCGGCCAAUAACGAGCUAUUUCAGCAGGAGCCACAGACAGCACCAGCUCAAGCUCCUCAAGGCUUUAACGUUUUUGGAAUGUCUAGUGCAUCGGGUGCUUCAAAUUCAGCACCACAUCUUGGAUUUCACUUAGGCAGCAAAGGAACAUCUAGCCUUUCUCAGCAAACUCCCAGAUUUAAUCCCAUUAUGGUGACGUUAGCCCCAAACAUCCAGACUGGUCGUAACACUCCUACAUCUUUGCACAUACAUGGUGUACCUCCCCCUGUACUGAACAGUCCACAGGGAAAUUCUAUCUAUAUUAGGCCUUAUAUUACGACUCCUGGUGGUACAGCUCGACAGACACAACAGCAUUCUGGCUGGGUAUCUCAGUUUAAUCCUAUGAACCCUCAACAAGUCUAUCAGCCUUCACAGCCUGGCCCCUGGACUCCUUAUCCUGCGUCUAGUCCUAUGUCACAUACCUCAGCCCAGCAGCCAAACCAGCAAGGCCACCAGACCUCUCACGUCUACAUGCCCAUCAGUUCACCUACUACUCCACAGCCACCGACCAUUCAUUCAUCUGGGAGCUCCCAGUCUUCUGCCCAUAGCCAAUACAACAUUCAGAACAUUUCGACAGGACCUCGAAAAAACCAGAUCGAAAUCAAACUUGAACCCCCACAAAGAAACAGCUCUUCAAAAUUGCGUUCCUCUGGACCUCGAACCUCCAGCAGUUCCUCUUCGGUCAACAGCCAGACCUUAAAUAGAAAUCAGCCCACUGUUUACAUAGCUGCCAGUCCCCCAAAUACUGACGAGAUGAUGUCCCGUAGUCAACCUAAGGUCUACAUUUCGGCCAAUGCCGCCCCAGGAGAUGAACAGAUCAUGAGGAAUCAGCCCACCCUCUUCAUAUCCACAAACUCCGGAGCAUCUGCCGCCUCCAGGAACAUGUCUGGGCAAGUGAGCAUGGGUCCUGCCUUUAUUCACCACCACCCUCCCAAAAGCCGAGCAAUAGGCAAUAACUCGGCAACUUCUCCUCGAGUGGUGGUCACUCAACCCAAUACAAAGUAUACUUUCAAAAUUACAGUUUCUCCUAAUAAACCCCCUGCAGUUUCACCAGGGGUGGUGUCCCCUACCUUUGAACUUACAAACCUUCUAAACCAUCCUGAUCAUUAUGUAGAAACAGAGAAUAUUCAGCACCUCACGGACCCUACUUUAGCACAUGUGGAUAGAAUAAGUGAAGCACGGAAGUUGAGUAUGGGAUCUGAUGAUGCUGCCUACACUCAAGCUCUGUUGGUACACCAGAAGGCCAGAAUGGAACGACUUCAAAGAGAACUUGAGAUUCAAAAGAAAAAGCUGGAUAAACUAAAAUCUGAGGUCAAUGAAAUGGAAAAUAAUCUAACUCGAAGGCGCCUGAAAAGAUCAAAUUCCAUAUCCCAAAUACCUUCACUCGAAGAAAUGCAGCAAUUGAGAAGUUGUAAUAGACAACUCCAGAUUGACAUUGACUGCUUAACCAAAGAAAUUGAUCUUUUUCAAGCCCGAGGACCACAUUUUAAUCCCAGCGCUAUUCAUAACUUUUAUGACAAUAUUGGAUUUGUAGGUCCUGUGCCACCAAAACCCAAAGAUCAAAGGUCCACCAUCAAAACACCAAAGACUCAAGACACAGAAGAUGAUGAGGGGGCUCAGUGGAAUUGUACUGCCUGUACUUUUUUGAACCAUCCAGCCUUAAUCCGCUGUGAACAGUGUGAGAUGCCAAGGCAUUUCUGAGCCAGAAGGCCCUAUAUCUCUAAAACCACAUCUGAAGUUCAAGAAACUAGUCUGUCAUCAGGGGAAAAGUUUCACUGCUACAUAGGAUUUUGUCAAAUUAAAGGUGUGACAGGAUGGUGUUGUGCUAAUGGUAAAUGUCAGCCCACAGAGCUAAUAAUACCUCAGUCUAAUGUCAUGGGCAGUUGAAAUUCAUCACAUGAAAGGUAAUCUGCUGAAAGACUUGGUUGCCCGCUGCCUAACCAUGUACAGUGUUACCAGUAGCCCGUUAUGGAUAAUUCUCAAUCUAUUAAUGCCUAGGUGUUCCCAGUACCUUUUCCCCCUCAUGUCACUACUGAAUUUUGACAGGAGGAAGGAAUAGAACGAUCGCUUUUUUUUUUAAAGCUUUCGGUGAAACACUACAAACAUGAAGAAAAGGAACAAGGUUUAACUAUUUAAAAACUGUUUGCUGCCGCAUGGUGCCAAUGGAUGGGGGAAGAACUUCAUGAAUCUGUGGUACUCUUGGCCUUGUCUUUGUCUUCCCUGAAAACGUCUCCACUCUGUGAAGCCAGCAUCUGGGCUCUAAAGAUGAAAAGGAAAGCAGCAUGCAUUGUCUGUACAAACAUGCAGUGAAAUAUCCCAAAGCUUUUCCUACUGUACAGAUCUCUCGAGUCUGCUUUAAGUGAUUUCUUUUCUUCUUUAUUAUUUUCUUAUAUUUCUAUAUGUAUAGUGUAAUAGUCUUUUGUUAACUAAUUUUCUUUUUUCCUUUUAGUGAUUAAGCACGAUCAUGUCCCUUUUUAAGCCUUACCUGAGAGAAGCAAUGCCUUAAAAUAAAAAAAAAAGCAUUAACGAAAUGAAGCUGUGCACAAAAUAACCUUCCUCUACUCACUCUGUACUUUGCCCUCAUGAGUGCCGAUGUUCUGUGAAGACAUUCAGAUGCUGCCCAGUGAAUUGCAGGAAAUAUUCCAAGACUUACGUCGAUAAGUCACACUAUCUGUACUGACUUCGGCAGUGGGUGGCACAACGGUGUUUGAUCUCCCACGGGGAAGCUUAAAACAAAAGGUAUUUUUAACCCACUGACAGAGCAACAAGGUUGAGCUUGCUCCACCUGCCUGGUGUCCCACAGAACUCUCACGGGAGAUUACGAUCGGGAAAGUACAGUUUGCAAAACCAGCAACAGCGGCCGUACCUACAGCCCUGGUGUGGGGAGAAGUUUCAAUGCUUUACUGUCGGGGCAGUCCGUUUCUAAACCUGACUUGGUGGCAGUAUCAUGCGUAUUUAUAAAACGAGGCUAGUCAUAUUUAGGACAACUGAAGGAAAGCUGGAAAAAAGAAAAACAAGCAAACUUGAACACUGAAGCAACCUCAAGCAUCUCUUUAUUUUGAUGAUCUAUUUUUAUAAGGAAAAUAAAUAUUCAGAUGAUCGGGAAUGUAUAUAACUAAAUGAAAUCAAGAAAAAGAAAUAACAGUAUGCAUUUAAGAGCAGAAUUAUGAAAUUAUCUAUCAGUGCUUAGAACGGGGCUAAGGGAAGUGCUGAAAUGUAGCAAAAAGGUAGGAGAUAAUGUUGACUGUCACCCAUUAUAAAUGUCUGCAAAUGGAUAUUUUUUAAAUAGGCAGGAUUAUUACAGGUGAUCUGUAUGAAUGUCAGAGCCUCGACUUCCGGGCUUUGCAUCUUGUAUAUGGGAAGAAAUAGGACAAUCCUAGUUAAUUAGCCCAUAGACCCAAAGCCCUUACAUUUGAUACGUUUUGUUUUAAAACUAGGCCUUGUUUUUCAGCUUCAUCUACAGUUCUAUGUGAAGAUUGAUAAAUCAGUUUUUACUUGUUUUAUUAAUAAAACGUAAUUUGGAUAUCUUGAGUUGAUGGUUUUGUGAUUUAGCUGGGUAAACUAUCUUUGUAACAGAUAAGUUAUUUAUAAAAAUUAAAAAACUUAUAUUCUAAUGUGGAUUUUUGUGACUUGUUUCUAAAGUUUGUGGGACAGAAGACAGUUUCUACCCCAGCCGAACAUUUGAUAGUUAAUUGACAUCAGAGAGAACUCAUUCCCUAGAGUCUUCUCGUGACAGAUGGCAUUCAACUGCAUUUCUUGGAUGAUUUUUCGCCAUUUCCUCAGGCUUCUUCACUAAUGAAAGAAAGCGACCCUGUUUCAACUGAGCCAAAAACAAUGUAAUACUGCUUCUUUUUCGUAGUUACUGCUUUUCCUUUCAUUUCUUUUUGGGUUUUUACCGUUUACCUCAUUGGAAGCGUGAUAUCUUGGGCCAUUAGGCCGGAGGAGUCCCUUAGUAUCUACUUUAUCCCAUAAUGUGUAGGUGCUGGGGAUCCCAGUGGUGCUUCUCUUGAAGAGAAUCUCUAUAUUAAGACUUUCCGAAAAAUAUAACUUGGUUUUUCUGAGUAUGAAAAAAAGAAAGUAGCGUUUGCUGAUCUCUUUAUGUCGUAACCAUAGAAAGCCCUGCCUUGCCUCGACUGGUGUUUUAAACCUAGUGAGACAGAAAUACCCUUUGCCAAGGAAUAUGAGGCCUGGACUUGCUGGUGGUCUGGAAACCACCUUCAAGAAUUACUGCACUAAAAUAGAAUUACGGACACUAAGAACCUCAGAUGGAAAGAUGGACUUCUGUUUCUCAUCACUGUUAUCCUUGGGUGUUGACGUUCUCUUAUUUAAAGGUGAGGUGGGCAAUUAGUUCGGGGAGCCUGGAUUUCUCAGAAAAGCUUAUAUUAACAGAAUAGUGGCCAGUAUAUGCUCUUAUAACUAAUACAUUAUGCAAAGAUGCAUGUCAUAUUGCAGGUUUUUGUGAAAAGUAUGAACAUUAAUUUUUCUUUUAAAAUUUACAUUUACUUUAAAAAAAUUUUUUUUUUUUUUUACAUUUAUUUAUUUUUGAGAGACAGAGAGACAGCGCAAGCAGGGGAGGGGCAGAGAGAGAGAAGGAGACACAGAAUCAGAAGCAGGCUCCAGGCUCCGAGCUGUCAGCACAGAGCCCAACGCGGGGCUCAAACCCACGAACCGUGAGAUCGUGACCUGAGCUGAAGUCAGACGCUCAACCGACUGAGCCACCCAGGCACCCCCCCGUUUACUUUUUUAAGUGACCAAUCUAGAUGAAUCUGCAGUCUAAUAUUGACUUUAUAUUGGAGAGUUGAAAUUGUGCAGAGAAUCAUAUCCAUAGGUAGUCAAAACUAUGUUAGUUAUUAACUUUAAACGUAUUUUAAAGCAUUUUUAAACCGCAGACUUCCCUGACAUUUCAUCAUACCUCUAUCCCAGUUAAAUGUUGACGGGACAGUCCAGUGAGCAGUGAUGGGUUUAAGAAGUGAAUGGUGUAAGCUAUCAUAUUCAGUCCCUGAGUGAUUGAAGUUGGCUGUAUUGCCUUAGAAAAUGAUGUUAAAUCUGUAGUGGCACUGAAGGCCGUUCCAGAUGUAAUACCUUCAUGCUGGGUGUUAGCAUAACUUCCCUUAUGAUAUUACAAAAUACUUCUAUUUCUCUGUGACAAACAUAUUUUUGACUCCAGUUCUUAGAAGCUACAAUUAUUAUAUCCAUAUUACUUGAAGAUGAAAUGGUUUGAGGCUGCAUUUUAGUUUUUAUUGCUUCCAUCUGAAGUAAAGCAACUGAGAGAAAAGACUUCUAAAGAAAACACAAUUUUGUAGCUUUAUAUUUGUUAAAGGAGGAUUUUCCAACCCUCAGUGUGCAAUAGACUGGGUUUGUUUUUUUGUUUUGUUUAAGAGAAUGUAGUUAAUCAUACAGAAAUGCUUGCUGUAAUACCUUGUCUUUGCAACUAUACAUUUCUUCCUAUAUUCUAGGUUCAAAAAUAGAACUGCCCUGUUAUAAUGGUUGAUUGACUUACCUAGUUCUUUAGAAAGGUUGUGAAAGCACUUGGAGGCUAUUGAUUUUUUUAAUUUCGGUAUAGUUAACAUACAGUGUUCUAUUAGUUUCAGGGAUAAAA
This is a messenger RNA of Panthera uncia (snow leopard), 8352 nucleotides long. RefSeq names its product TGF-beta activated kinase 1 (MAP3K7) binding protein 2 (gene TAB2). Lineage: Eukaryota; Metazoa; Chordata; Mammalia; Carnivora; Felidae. Gene Ontology annotation, molecular function: ubiquitin binding; K63-linked polyubiquitin modification-dependent protein binding. The transcript is spliced from 7 exons. The record is from RefSeq and is a predicted model, not a curated record. The coding region runs from base 2373 to 4454 and encodes 693 amino acids. Gene Ontology annotation, biological process: positive regulation of protein kinase activity.